Molecule: messenger RNA, 1080 nt
Organism: Penicillium cinerascens
Lineage: Eukaryota; Fungi; Ascomycota; Eurotiomycetes; Eurotiales; Aspergillaceae
Exons: 6
Coding region: 1-1080 (359 amino acids)
Source: RefSeq, a predicted model, not a curated record
AUGGACAAUGACUAUCACCAGAGAGAUGACUGCGACUUGUAUGAUCUCAAUCCACUGAUUUAUUAUCUUACCAAAGAUCUUGAGACUAUCGAAGAUGGCGCAUCGGUGGAGAUUGACCUCGCUCUCGAUGCAAUUAAGCAGCUUUACGACCAAUUGGAUUUCCUUCCUCCUGGAUCGGGAGAGAGGUCUGUUCAAGCUGCCGCCCUACAGGACUCAGAGACCACCGAAGACUUUGCCAAUGUGAUGCGGCAAAUAAACCCAGCCAUACGAAUUCACAUCCCCACCACCGGCCUCCCUGCGAUAUUUGUCGACCGCAGCACCUCAGAACUGGAGACAGUUGCAACCUGGCUAGAAAAAUCGAUCUUGAAUGGCUCUCGCCAGCAUUCUGGAUCGAUGCCUCGGGUCUGCUUUGUGGACGAAUUCGUGAUUGAACAGCUUACGUGGCUUGUGCAGCAACGACUCGACUGGAUUGCCGAUCUUCUGACAUCUACCUUCCCCUCUCUCAAAAAGAAGGGGCUGUCUGUCACCGCCGACAAGCUCUCUCGCCUGAUUGUGCUUCAGUCCACCGAUUCGAUUGAUCCAGAAACUAUUGGUCCGGUUGCAAGUCAGGUCACAAAGUCAUACCACGGCAUCUUGUUGAUUCCGACCACCAGUCUCGAUCACGGGAUUGACUUGUGGAACAAAGUGAACAAUGGCAUGCCUUCGCCGGCGAUCUAUGUGUUCGGCGGCGGGAAAGAAACCUGGUACCUCUCCCAGUUUAUUAACUCAGAGCAUUGCUUUGUAAAUUGCAUUCCUCCGCGAUCAUUUUGCAUGAUUGCACCCAGUUCAUCACACGAUACUUUCGCGCUGCCAUUCCGCCCAGACAACUUUUCACGCAAUAAAGUUAUCCUACAAGACUCCAACCUGAAUUACCAAGGAUCUCGUCAUGGUUACCUGAAUUUGAAGAAAAUUUCACAGCCAAAGGGCGGUCGGCUCUCGUAUUUUGAGCAAGGUCUGAUCGUGGGACUGAGCGUUACUGCUAUCGCUGCGUCAACCUUUGCAUUUACUAUCUUCAAGGGAUUGAAGCAGGUCUAUUAUUGA